Molecule: messenger RNA, 1893 nt
Organism: Rosa chinensis
Lineage: Eukaryota; Viridiplantae; Streptophyta; Magnoliopsida; Rosales; Rosaceae
Product: protein VAPYRIN-LIKE
Exons: 1
Coding region: 170-1579 (469 amino acids)
Molecular function (GO): protein binding
Source: RefSeq, a predicted model, not a curated record
AAAACCUUUUUCCUGAAAGCGAAAGAAAGCUAAUCAAACCACCAUUGCUUACCUCACAGUUUUUUUCAUCUUCUUCAUUUCAUACCAAACCAAACGCAACUCCCCAAUUUUAAUAAACAAGUGAUCUUGGGAUUCAGCUGCUGCGCGGAGUUUCAGUUUCUCUAACGCCAUGGACAGAUUGGUGAAGGCGGACGUGAAGGAAGUGGAGCUCAGCUUCAAAAGGGACCAGAAGUGCGGCACAACUUUCAGGCUCAGCAACCUCAUGCACACCAUGUCCGUCGCAGUGAACCUAACCACCACAAACCCAUCUCUCUUCUCUUUCUCACAGCCCUUCUCUAUAAUCCCUCCUCUCUCUUCCUCCUCCUACACCCUCCUCCUCUCUCAGCCCUCCGAUCAUCCCCCUCUCCCCACCACCGUCCCUAAUGACGUCAUCAACGUCAAGGCCUCGAUGCUGCCGACAGGGAAGGCCGGCCUGGAGGGUCUCCGCCGUCUGUUCGCUAGACCAGGGCCGCACGUUUUCCGGGAUGCCACCAUACCCAUCUCGUUUGUGGGCCCACACGUGGUGGAGUUUCUCAUUUCUCAGCGGACCCAGAUCUCUGGGUUCGAUUUCUUCUUCAACAAAGCGGUUUCCGGGUGCUCUGGAUCGGAGCUCACGGAGCUGCUCAGACCCGCCAUAGCUUCCGGCAACGCGAACUUGGUCUCGAGCUUGAUCGACGCCGGGGGAGAUGUGAAUCCGAAAGUUUCGGAUUCCGGGUGUUGGUUGUCUCUGGCUGUUCGGAGCGGAAGUAUUGAAGUUGUGAAGAUUCUUAUAGCGUGCGGCUGUAAAGUCGAUAACUCGGUUUUGCACGACGCGGUGGCGAUGAACCGGGUCGAUUUGGUGGACAUUUUGUGCAAGAAUUUCCCGGAAAUUGACGUCAACUGGGCUGACUCCGAUGGCCGGACUCCGAUUCACAUCGCGGCUGCGAACGGCCACGUGGAGAUGUUGAAGUUCUGUAUUUCGGCCGGCGGUAAUGCGGACGUUUGGGACCGGAAGGGGUGGACGCCGCUCCAUUGCGCGGCGGAGAAGGGUCACUUGGAGCCCAUCAAGUCUUUGUUGGAAUGCUCCAAUGUGAAAUAUGUAGUUAACAAGAAUGGAAAGACAGCUUUUGACCUCGCAGCUGAAAAUGGUCACUUAAAUUUGCUCUGUUUUCUCCGAUUCGACGACUUUUUGCUCCGGGCGGCGAGGCUGGACGACGCUCACGGCCUAAAAAGUUGCCUUGCGGAAGGGGCAGAGGUGAAUGGGAGGGACCAAAAUGGUUGGACCCCUUUGCAUAGGGCUGCAUUCAAGGGCAGAAUCGAGUGUGUCAAGGUGCUGCUCAAUCACAGUGCUCAGCUGGAUGUCGUCGAUGAUGCAGGCUACACGCCGCUGCAUUGCGCGGUGGAGGCCGGGCAUGUACAAGUAGCUCUUUUGUUGGUUGCGCAUGGGGCUCGAGCCAAUGUGAAGAGCCUCGAGGGCAUUGUGUCGCCGGUUAGCUUGGAUCGUUUUAAGAACCACCCUGCUCUUGUCCAUCCUGUAUGUCAUGAACAGGAGAGAACUUGAGAUUGGAAACUAAGUAGUACUAAUAUGUUUGGGAUGAAUUUUCUUGCCGUGUUAUGCAAAUGUGCAAUCAAUUUGUAUAUACUUUUGUUGAUUUUAUGUUUUUGUAUAAUGUGGAUGGUGAUCAUUGUGGUGAAUUUGAAUGGUACGGUUGGGGUAGAGAGGGAUUUAUAAGGGUUUGUGUUUGCACUCCACUUACAGCUAGCAAAGUGCAAAGUUCCAUCUCAAGAGGACCAAGAUGAAUUGGUAUAUGAAGCUAUAGUAUCUGUUUCAUGUACACUACCGGGAUCAAAGUUGAAUGAACUGAGAUUUUCUUA